This is a messenger RNA of Penicillium arizonense, 618 nucleotides long. RefSeq lists its product as uncharacterized. The transcript has a single exon. The record is from RefSeq and is a predicted model, not a curated record. NCBI's taxonomy places the organism in Eukaryota, Fungi, Ascomycota, Eurotiomycetes, Eurotiales, Aspergillaceae. The coding region runs from base 1 to 618 and encodes 205 amino acids.
AUGCAGACCCGCUCCAAAACCCAAACCAGCCAACCCGCCCAACCACCAAAAGAGGCAGCAUAUGAACAAGCCUCGAACCCAGUCUCGCAUAAACCACAGGAACAACGAGCACCAGCCGACACAACACGCCACCAUGGCGAUUCCAUCGCAGCCAUAACCCGUACUGCAAAGUCAAACCCAUCUAGCGACGAGGCUCGAGCUCGUCUCGAUGAUCAGCACAGACGAGACCAGGAGAAAUUGGGGAAUGCACCGGACGUCGAUUUGGAAUACGGCGUUGAGGAGCAACCGUCUGAGGGAUAUAUUGCAGAUUCGGUCCAGAGGAAAGGUAUGGGCAUUCAGCGAGCACAAGCUGGUGCGCAUGCUGGUCCUGUUGGGAGCGCGGGGGGUCCUGGCCAUCCUGGAUUUGGGGAACAGGGGGAUUUGAUGGCGAAUAUGGACCAGAAGAUGUUUGAACAUGAGAGGGUAUUGGGGGAGAGGGUUGGUCAUAGUCCUGCUGAGCCGGAUGGGGAGACUGUGGAGAGGGAGGCUGCUAGACAGCAGAAGUUGGAGCGGGAUGAGCGCAUUGAUGUUGAGGGGGCUGUCAAGGAGGCAACUGGUGAUCCUGUUGUAGGUCGCUAG